Halteromyces radiatus is the source of this 1377-nucleotide messenger RNA. RefSeq names its product RNA ligase-domain-containing protein. Gene Ontology annotation, biological process: tRNA splicing, via endonucleolytic cleavage and ligation. The record is from RefSeq and is a predicted model, not a curated record. The transcript has 2 exons. Gene Ontology annotation, molecular function: RNA ligase (ATP) activity. Bases 81 to 1286 code for a protein of 401 amino acids. NCBI's taxonomy places the organism in Eukaryota, Fungi, Mucoromycota, Mucoromycetes, Mucorales, Cunninghamellaceae. Gene Ontology annotation, cellular component: nuclear inner membrane.
GUGUUCAACUGCGGAUUUUCUCUUCCUCAUUUUUUUUUCUUCUUCUUUUCCUUUUUGUAUAUAUAAAAUACAAAAUUGUCAUGAAUAUACCAUCAUUCAAUUUAGACUGGGAGGAACAAGAUCAUAAAGUCAUUACCUCGUUAUAUACACAUGAAAAGGAAAAACCCAAGGAACUACGACACAAAGUAUUCCAGGUGAACGGUACAGAUUGGACAAGUUGGACAAUGCGUGACAGUUUGUAUAAGAAGCACCGAUAUCCAACUCAGGCACGUGGACUCUUUACUUCUCGUCGAUCCAAUGGAAAAUAUACAGUCAAUGUUCGUGGUUACGACAAAUUCUUCAAUAUAAACGAAACAGAUGCAACUCAGUGGCAUGCUUUGGAAAAGGAUACAAAAGGACCAUAUGAAAUCACUGCGAAAGAAAAUGGAUGUAUCAUCUUUAUUGCUGCGAUCUCAAAUACUGAAAUAGUGGCAACUUCGAAACAUAUGAUACCUGAUCCUUUGACAGGUGGAACUAGUCACGGUGGUAUUGGAUACCGAUGGGCCCUGGAACAUCUCGACUCAGUUGGACGUACGCCUGAAGAAUUAGCGGCAUGGCUGUUCAAAUAUCGCGUAACAAUGGUGGCCGAACUAUGUGAUGAUGAAUUCGAAGAACAUAUAGUACCUUAUCGAACCUUGGAGGAACGUGGAUUAUAUUUGCAUGGAAUCAAUUACAAUACGACCACUUUACAUACAUUGCCUAUGCAAACAGUACGGUCAGUGGCACAUUAUUUUGGCUUACGCACUGUAGAUACCAAAAUGAUGGAUGAUUUAGGUUCUGUGAGACAAUUGGCAGAUUCAAUACAACAAAAUACAACUGGUAUUUUUGAUUGGAUGGAUAACAACAAUUCGCGUGAAUCUGAAGGGAUCGUGGUUCGAUGUCAACAACAACAACAUGACUUUUUUUUCAAGGUGAAGAAUGAUACUUAUCUGAUGUACAGAGAGUACAGAGAAGUGACCAAGGCAUUGGUACAAGUCAACGUUGAUCAUCAUUCUACUCUUUCCGUAUCGAUCAAGCAACCCAAAAGCAAUACCAAGAAACCAAAAGUACGAUUUGAAAAAACUCUAUACUAUGUUCAUUGGCUUGAACAACGUGUCAAGGAUCAUCCCGAAUGGUUCAAGGAUUAUUUACAUAACAAAGGAAUUGUGGCUGUACGUCAAGCUUUUGAACAAGAUUGGCAAGAUGGAAAAAUCACGCAUUUGGAUGAUAGAGAUUUGAAUAGAUUAGUGGAAAGAGAUACGAAAUAGUAGGAUUUUUUUUUUUAUGAUGGACGGAGAAUGUAUAAUAAUAUAUCAUAUCAUGUAGAAAAUAAAUUGAUCUCUUUCAUUUUUUUUUUUA